GUGGGUGCUGGCGGCUGGUGCAUCAUCAUCGUCAUCGUCCGCUGGUAUCCCUGGUAGCCAGCCAAGCAUCAGCCCCAGCCGAUGACCACUUACAGCCCUGACAAAGCUUCUAGCGGCAAGGUAACUUCCACUGGUGAGGGGAGCUUUACUUCCAGCGACAACCACGUCCAUUGUUGCCCUACUGCCUGUAUCCAAUGGCUGCCAGCAUUGCUACUCUAAAAAAAAUUUGCUUCGUUUUGCGAUCAAGGCGCUGUUCAUUCAUGCGACCAAUUUGGUAGUCAUCCAUCCUGUCAAGUCUUCCAAUGUUAUUCUUCAUGCUUCUUCGUCACAGAUCGAAGCAGCGCUCGAGCCACCACUGUGACCUAUCAUCGGUCAUGGUGGCCUUUCCCAAUGGACCCUCUCAUUCUCGCUCUAGAUUGGCGAUCUUCAGUUAAAUUGUCUCUGUUAGGCAUUUUGACAGGAGCCACAGAGACAGGGACAAGGACUUUCGAUCGUGUUCAGGAUGAGGCUCUCUAUGCUAUUUACUCCGUCAACAAAAAGACGAGGCGUCUCGACGAGCAGACUGCUAACAGUCGUCUGUUGAUACCUUCUCUGAUACGACGCAAGCCGCCUAGGUAUUCCUCAGAACAAACCACCAUGAGUCUCUCUAGGCGAACCAGUUACAAAACCAGCCAAACCAAUGAUUUCCUCCAGCCCUCAUGAUUCCACUGACUUCUUCUGUCUCUCCUAUUCGCCCAACGCUGCCAAGCGAAUUAACUCGAUCACACUCGACGUCCAGUUGACAUCAUCAUGGAUUUCAUGUCUUUUUGCUGCCUAUCUACUACCCGUUAUGUUAUCAUUCGUGGAAACAACUCGCUUCACCGAAUUCGAUAAUUGGCUCUCUCUUUUUUUGCGUUUUCUCCAGGAAACUCCCCAGGAAAUUUGGCUCGUCCCAUGGACAGAAUGAAUUCAUUCUAGCCUCGUUUUUACCGACAACUCAAUCACAAUGCAAAUUAGACUCUCGAAUGGUGCUUUUUGGUCACAGACACCCUUCAGCAGUGGGGAGGCCUUUCUGGGGUCAGCCCUCAAUUCCAAUUUCAAUGUUCCCAUAUUAGGACCUGGCCUAGCUGGCCUCCCACGGGGGCCUGUGGGUUGACAGAAUAUAGCCGGACAUGCAGGAGAACGCAGCCACGGAGGACUUGAUGAACUCCAUUAUGUACCGGGAUAUUUUUAUGAACAUACCGGACUACUGAAAAUUACCAACAGUUUGUAUGUCUGUUGUACCCAAGAGCCGACCUCCCUAGCAAUCUUUCCAGAGAAAUGUGGUUUAUGGGGACAAAACUGUCAAAUGCCAGAUUUUCCUAUAGAAACAUCUCAAAAAACCUAGCUGCGAAGUAUCAGCUCCUCCACCGUGUUGAAAGGAAACAAGCUUCCCCACUACGUAGCACUUAACGCGAACGAAAGGUACCAUCCCUCAUCGAGGUCAGGUCGACUGGCAUUUGGAC
Fusarium odoratissimum NRRL 54006 is the source of this 1484-nucleotide messenger RNA. RefSeq lists its product as uncharacterized. NCBI's taxonomy places the organism in Eukaryota, Fungi, Ascomycota, Sordariomycetes, Hypocreales, Nectriaceae. The transcript is spliced from 2 exons. The record is from RefSeq and is a predicted model, not a curated record. Bases 391 to 702 code for a protein of 103 amino acids.